AAGCCACCAGCUUCCACUCUGUUAGCUCAUUUCCUAGCUUCCGUUUCCAGUAGUCCCCUCUAGCAGUCUACUUUCAUCAACGGUCCUUGUAGUGUAUGCUUUCAAGUCUUAUACCUCACGCCUGACUCAGGCGAUCUUAACGAUCAGGGUAGCAGUCUCAGUACUUCUCGAUCCUUUCUCAGACCUCCCUCAAACCUGACGCGUACAUCUUCUAAGCGACAACAGCCAGCCCACCACAGCGACUACACCCACCCCACAGCGACAUGGCCCCUGCAGUCGCCGGCGGCGCGAGGGCCAAGAGACGGCAGGCCGCCGGAGCCGCUCCAGUGGUAGCCUCAGAAGCGACGACGACGACGGCAGUGGCGGUGUCGGCGACGCCGAUGCCGCUGUCGCAAUUGUCGGGCAACGUCGCUAUUGACACGCGAGACGGCCACAUGGUACAGCAGCCGUCGCAAGUGUCGGUGGAUUUGAGCAAGCUGCACACGUCGGCACUGAAGAGAUACCGCCGGCACUUCAAACUGGCGGAGGUGGGCCCCAACUCGUCCAAGGAGCAGCUGCUGUCGGCCGUGGGGCGGCACUUCAUGGCGCAGCAAUUGGACGAGCUUCAGGUGCUCGCAGGCUUCUUGCAGGCGGCCAAGCGGCUCAAGGUGGCACACUGACUGGUGGAGAGAGAAGCGAAGACUUUGAGAUGCGGGUGUCAGUCAUUCCCCGACAUUCACUCGUGGAUGCCUGCUCGUGCAGCAGUUGCCCCACACAAUUUAGGUUGAAUUCUACAACGGGCAGAUGGGUUGUUGGGGAUGAGGGUUGCAGCAGUCAGGCAUUAGGGAAUGCUGUCUGCUUAGAGGGCUAGGAAAAGGCAUGGGCAAUUAUUGCGGACAGCACGGGGCAUCAGCAAAGGCUGGUGCUCCGAUGCUCCUUGGUAUGCCCUGGACACAUGUAUGCAUGCAUGGGGCAUGCAUGUGUCGAGGUAUACACACACACGCACACACAUGCGCAUGCACCCUGAAGUCUCUCAGGCAUCCUCUUGAUGCUUCCGGAAGACUAAGUGAUGUUGCUGGACAUGACUUUGUUUUUGUUCAAGAAAGGGGAUGUUCUUGAUGUAAGGUCUGAAGUGCUGAUUGCGGAAAUGUCUGAUUUUGCA
Messenger RNA from Closterium sp. NIES-67, 1141 nucleotides. The record is from the annotation of a GenBank genome assembly. NCBI's taxonomy places the organism in Eukaryota, Viridiplantae, Streptophyta, Zygnematophyceae, Desmidiales, Closteriaceae.